AUGGCUAGGGAUAUUAUUUUUGAGAGUACUAGCAUCAUGGAGACAUAUAGUAUUGAGGAGAGUAUGGAAGUUGCCACUAGGUCUAAUGUCACCCAGGAGAAUGGUGUAGUUAACAUGGAGGUUGAUACUUCAGGGCUGCUUACUUCUGCAGUCGAGGAGACGUUGGAGAACACAUUA
Messenger RNA from Oldenlandia corymbosa var. corymbosa, 177 nucleotides. The record is from the annotation of a GenBank genome assembly. NCBI's taxonomy places the organism in Eukaryota, Viridiplantae, Streptophyta, Magnoliopsida, Gentianales, Rubiaceae.